This is a messenger RNA of Moneuplotes crassus, 1147 nucleotides long. The record is from the annotation of a GenBank genome assembly. NCBI's taxonomy places the organism in Eukaryota, Ciliophora, Spirotrichea, Euplotida, Euplotidae.
AUUUAAUUGAUUAGAAAUGGCCACUGCGAGAAAAGGAGGCAUGGAUUUGCUCUCUGAGUUAACCAGCAAUAUCAAAAGGGAUAGGGCUGGAGGUAGUAAAGCAACUGCUCAGAAAAUCACCAAGAUUUUUGCAGAUGUGAUCGCAUCAGACAUGUGGCUUAACGCCACAGAGCUAAUGAAGCUUAUCAAGCAAAUGGGAGCCAAGCUGAUCGCAGCAGAUCCAAUGGCUUUUUACAUUGGAAACAUUGUGAAAAGAAUAGCCCAUAUUAUAAGAAUGCAGUCAAACAACUGCAACGUCCCUCUAUAUGAAGAGAAACCGAAAGAGAAUGAAGAGAACUUAGAUAAUCCAUUGAUGGAGAUGGAUUCCCUAAAUUUCCUCAUCGGUGAGGAAAACAAAUUGGAUGAGAUUCCUCUAGUCAAGACUGCUUCAAGUAUGAACGAUACUAGAGCCAAAGAUCCAGCUUAUAGAGACUUUAAGAGUAAUUUAGAAGAAAGUCUUUUGGAGAUACAGACUGAUAUUGAGGAAGCUUAUGGAGCAAUUUCAUUCCACUGUAGAGAACAAUUUCAAGACAAUGAUACAGUACUCACAAUCGGGUACUCUUCCACUGUUUUAGAACUGUUUAAAGAUGCAAAGGAGAAGAGUGAUUUUACUGUGGUUGUGGCUGAAAAUUCACCUGAAAACUCAGGAAAAACUAUGCAGAAGAGAUUGAGUAGUUUAGGAAUUAAAACAAUUCUAUUGGCUGAUACUUCAAUUUUCUCUUACAUGUCAAAGAUCAACAAAGUUAUUAUCUCUACAAGAGCUAUUAUGGCUGAUGGUGGAUUAAUCACUGAUGCAGGAGUCGAACUAGCAGUAUUAGCUGCUGAUUAUCACACAGUCCCUGUAAUUGUGGUCAGUGCUCUCUACAAGCUAACUCCUCUGUACCCAUUCGACAAUACGACUUACAAUAAAAUAGUCAGUCCCAAAACUGUCCUGAAUUCAAAGGAGUGUAAAUUUGGAGAGAAAGUUGACGUGAUAGUAGCUAAAUACGACUACAUUGAGCCGGAAUAUAUAUCACUGUACAUCACUAAUGUAGGAUGUCACACCCCUCAUUACAUUUACAGAGAGUUUGCUGAGUAUUAUUCCAAAGAGGAAUUACAUAAGGUUUAA